Xenia sp. Carnegie-2017 is the source of this 528-nucleotide messenger RNA. RefSeq lists its product as uncharacterized. The transcript has 2 exons. Lineage: Eukaryota; Metazoa; Cnidaria; Anthozoa; Malacalcyonacea; Xeniidae. The record is from RefSeq and is a predicted model, not a curated record. The coding region runs from base 31 to 492 and encodes 153 amino acids.
GAUGUUUAUCCAAAGCCAUAUUUGAUUAUUAUGAGCUUUGAUAAAAUAUACUCUGUUGAUUCUAUUACUGGAGAUAUUCAUGUCAGCACUAUUAAUGGCUCAAGUAAGAAUAAAUCUGACCAUGCAUCAAGAUAUAAUGACAUAGAAAUUGAUGUAGUUGAGAAUGUGCUUUACUACAUUGAUGACAAAGACAUAAAACGGGGAAAUCUUGACUUGACUAGAAACGAAAUUUUUGCGAAAAAUGUUUCUGUUCAUGACAUUACAGUUGACUGGAUUGGUCGUCGUAUCUUUUACAUUGACUCCACGAACAUUAUCUACCAAAUUUAUUUGAACAUUACAUUUCAAGAGAACAUUACAAGUGUUAUGAGGCUUCAACCAGGCUUACAAUUUUCCAGCAUUGCAUUUGACUCAAAACAUGGGCAGUGUAAGAGAUGUGCAACAAUCUCAAUACGGAAUGGCAAUAAAGUUUUAAAAUAUUCACGAAUGUGGUGAACGUAAAAACCUCAACUUUUCGUUUUGUAAUGAAGA